Molecule: messenger RNA, 492 nt
Organism: Penicillium robsamsonii
Lineage: Eukaryota; Fungi; Ascomycota; Eurotiomycetes; Eurotiales; Aspergillaceae
Exons: 2
Coding region: 1-492 (163 amino acids)
Source: RefSeq, a predicted model, not a curated record
AUGAGGGAUAAAAAUGACACGUCGGUCGGAUGUGCAGACGAUUUGUCUGAUCUACAAGUCAGCAUGCGCCAGCUGCAGGUUAUCUCUUCUGCUACAGCUACACCCACGCCUAGUUCGAUAUCUAGCUUUACCACUGCAUCUACAACGAGUACUUCUUCAAGAACCACAAGCACCAUCGCAUCUUCAACACCCAUGAGGACUAAUGAAGCAAAGCCAGCGUCGUCAACCAAUACCGGGGCCAUUGCAGGCGGCGCGGUCGGGGGUGUGGCUGGUGUAGCGAUAUUGAUUGCACUUGUGUGGUUCUUUUUGCGUCGACGAAACAAACAACGAAGAAAUGAGUCACAAUCUAUGCCUGCCCCCUCUACAAAUCACCCUCAAGCACAAGAAUAUUUCUCGCAAUCGCAUAAUGAGCGCCAACCUCCGUCGGAGCUCGACGCCCGGAAGCAACAACAGGUUUCCGAACUAUACGCUGGGCCUGAUACCUACCAAUAA